Chrysoperla carnea is the source of this 1227-nucleotide messenger RNA. RefSeq names its product cuticle protein 18.7-like. Lineage: Eukaryota; Metazoa; Arthropoda; Insecta; Neuroptera; Chrysopidae. The record is from RefSeq and is a predicted model, not a curated record. Bases 71 to 1093 code for a protein of 340 amino acids. The transcript has 2 exons.
CUUGUACAGUCCUAGUAAGAACAUCACUAGGAGGUCUUGCUUUUAAUAUAAAAUUACAAAUUCAUUCAACAUGAAGGUUCUUAUUGUUUUCACCAGCCUUUUGGCGAUCUCAUUUGCUGGAUAUUAUCCACAACAUCAUUAUCCAAUCAAUAUCCCAGUGAUUGGACAUACUGGAGUACCAUUAGAACCCGCUGAAGUUGUACAUGCACGACAAGCCCAUUUAUCACAUGUUCAUGCAGUCCGAUCACAUCAAGGAGCUGGUGGUUAUUAUGGUGGUCAUGAUGGAGCUUAUGCUGGUGGAUAUGCUGGAUUAGGUGGUGCUGGACAUUAUGGAGGACAUUAUGCAGUACCAAUAAUUGGACACGGAGGUGUGCCAAUUGAUACACCCGAAGUACAAGCUGCGAAAGCUGCCCACUUUGCAGCACAUGCAAAAGCAGCAGCUGCCGCAUCUUAUGGUGGACACGGACAUUACCGUAGACGUCGUGGAAUCUAUGGAGGAUAUGCAGUACCAGUGAUUGGACACAAUGGUGUACCACUUGACACACCUGAAGUACAAGCUGCCAAAGCUGAACAUUUUGCUGCUCAUGCAAAAGCUGGUAGUGGUUUAGGACAUGGUUAUGGUGCUGGUUAUGGAGCUGCAGGACAUGGAGCAUACUUAGGUGGUCCAAGCUACGAAGCACACACUUACCCACAAUUAGCACAUAAUGGACAACCAAUUGAAACACCAGAAGUACAAGCUUUAAAACAUGCACAUUUCGCAGCACAUGCUGAAGCUCUAUCACGUGUUGGUGGGGGAUACCAUAAUGCUGGCGCUUAUGCAGGACAUGGUGCAGGAGCUUAUGCCGGACAUGGUGCAGCAUCAUCGUAUGCUAAUCAACAUUUAGGAGGUGCGGGAUAUGCAGGUCAUGGAGCCGCUAGUCAUGGCGCUUAUCAUGGACCAAUCCAUAUUCCAGUCAUUGGCCAUAAUGGUGUACCAUUAGAAACACCAGAAGUUGCACAUGCCAAACAAGCACAUUUCGCUGCACUCGCUGAAGCUUCAGCAAGAGCAGGCGCUCAUGGCCAUCAUGGUUCAUCAUACGAUGGACAUUACUAAAUUAAAAAAAGAACCUUCUAGUAUGAAUGAAAAUUUUAUAUAAUAGAGCUGUCGCCUAUUCUUAUAUAAGCACACUAGAACGUUUUUUUUUCUCGUCAAACUCAAUUUGUUUUUUUAUUUUUAGGAAGCUCCGU